This is a messenger RNA of Penaeus chinensis, 3181 nucleotides long. RefSeq names its product vinculin-like (gene Vinc). NCBI's taxonomy places the organism in Eukaryota, Metazoa, Arthropoda, Malacostraca, Decapoda, Penaeidae. The transcript is spliced from 12 exons. Gene Ontology annotation, molecular function: actin filament binding. The record is from RefSeq and is a predicted model, not a curated record. Bases 48 to 1667 code for a protein of 539 amino acids. Gene Ontology annotation, biological process: cell adhesion.
AAUAAAGUUCUUAUUUUUUCAGGGCUCUUUCUACAAAGCUGCAGGAAAUGAAACAUAAGAUUCAAACAGCUGUUGUGGACCGUGUUGUUGAAGAUUUUGUUGACAUCACAACUCCCCUUAAGCAGUUCACUGAUUCUGUUCUUGCACCAGAAGGGACUCCUGGUCGUGAACAAGCCUUUGACAACAGAGCUGCCAACCUGGCUAAUUUCAGCAACAGAGCAGCCAAAACAGCCCUAAUGGUUGCUGCAGGUAGUUCUGGUGGAAAUAAGAAAUUGACAGAAGCUCUUUUAGCAUCAUCUGGGCAAGUGGAAAGCUUGACCCCUCAGUUGGUUGCAGCAGGACGUAUUCGCAUGACAUAUCCCACAAACAAGGCAGCAGAUGAACAUUUUGAGAAUCUGCGUAGACAGUAUGCAGAGAGUAUCCAAAAAGUGAGAGACCUUGCAGAUGAAGCAACAGACUCUGCUGCUUUUAUCAAAGCUUCAGAAAAUCUGAUAAAGAAACACACUGCUGCUUGUGAGUCAUCGAUUGCCACACAUGAGCCACAAUCAAUGGUAGACAAUACAAGUGCCAUUGCCCGUCUUGCCAAUCGGGUACUAAUGGUAGCAAAACAAGAGGCUGAUAAUUCUGAGGAUCCUGGAUUUGUAGCAAAAGUCAAUGCUGCUUCUGACCAACUACAAGCAGCUGUAACCCCAAUGGUACAAAAUGCAAAGGAUGUUGCAAUGAACCCAGAUGAUCAGAGAGCCAUAGGCAGAUGGCGACAGUCUAACCAGGCUUUACUGACUGCAGUUGGUGAAGUGCGUCGUGCAGUAAUGGUAUAUCCUGAUGAGGAACCUAUUAUUCCACCCCCACCAGACAUGUCAGCACUCUCUCUAAGUGCUCCUCCGCGUCCUCCUGCCCCACCACAAAUGAUCGACCUUGAGGAUGACAUUUUUAAGGUUGAUUUCAUGAAAAUAUUUGGGGAACCAGAAAGAGCAUUGACUCCUUUGCAGUAUCAGAGCAUCCACAUGCCUGAAAGAGAUCAAGCACCUCCUCGUCCUCCUCUACCUGGUGGUGAAAAGGCACCACCCCGCCCCCCUCCUCCAGAGACAGAUGAUGAGGAUGAGACAAACAUGUUUAGCGAAGCUCCUCUGCCCAGUCAGCCAAUUAUGAUGGCUGCUCAUGGGUUGCAUCAAGAGGUUCGGCAGUGGUCUUCUAGGGACAAUGAUAUCAUCGCAGCAGCAAAGAAGAUGGCACUGCUGAUGGCUCGUUUGUCUCAACUUGUUCGUGGAGAAGGUGGAACAAAGAAGGAUCUCAUAGCAUGUGCCAAGGCCAUUGCCGAAGCCUCAGAAGAGGUUACACGUUUAGCAAAGGAUCUUGCACGGGAAUGUACAGAUAAAAGAAUGAGGACGAAUCUGUUACAAGUAUGUGAACGUAUACCAACCAUUGGAACACAGCUGAAGAUCCUGUCAACUGUAAAGGCAACAAUGCUGGGUGCUCAAGAGAUCCUGAUUGGGUCCAGCUCUGAGGAGGAUCAGGAGGCAACAGAGAUGUUGGUUGGAAAUGCCCAGAACUUAAUGCAGUCUGUCAAGGAGACUGUUCGUGCUGCUGAAGCUGCGUCCAUCAAGAUUCGUACUGAUGCUGGCAUCAGGUUAAGAUGGGUUCGCAAACAACCCUGGUACCAAUAUUAGUUUUCAAACUAGAUUGUGUAGCUCACAGCAAAGUAUCUGGUACUUUUUGAGUAUAAAAGAUCAGCAUAUUCACACCUCUUCAGGUCUAAUUGUGUCUUUUAUGAUUUAGUUAGAAGUUUUCUAAAAUUAUUGUGUAUGAGCCAAAUUCUAAUUGUAUUUCUAAUGUUUUCUUGAUUAACUAUUGCCAUUAUUUGAAGCCUAAUAUUUUAUAAAAGUAAAUAUCUUUAAGUUGAGCUAAAUUUAUUAUUAUUGACAUGAUAAGGACUGUCAGAUGAUGAGCUGACAGUGAAAAAGAUAUAUGCAUUUCAUAUUUUUUUUUUUUUUUUUUUUUGUUAAAUCUGAUUUAUUAAUACUAGCAAUAAAUUAAUGUUUUAUUGCAUAAGCUGCAAAAACUGCACAUGAGUUGCAGCUGUGCACAUAAUAUUAUUUCCGUUACACAUUUGAGAAUAGUUAAUUUUGACUGUGCCAAAAAUAGUCUUCCUUUUGUGGUGAAGAUUACUGUCCAAAACACAAAAUGUUUUAGUUAGUUACUUGCAUUUAAGCUUUAUGAACAACUGUCUCUUAUCUGAAAAAAGUGGACAUCAGUGAAAAUAAAUUUCCUUCCAUAUCAUAUAUAUUAUGUGAUGAAGGAAUUCAUUUUUUUCAUGUGUUUGAAACAAUAACUGGUGUGCAUUGAUGUAUCCAAAAUUAAAUUUAUUUUAAAUUGGAUUCCUCAAUGUUGUGAAUAAUAAGAUUUCAUUGUCAUGAAAUAAGAUAUUAGGCAUACUUUCUUCCCUUUGUUACACUAAGAAAGAAUAUUAACUGGAUUUAUUUACCAUGUUGCUUACCCUUUCUCAAAACUAACACUAAUCUAACUUGUGACUAAUGUUUAUUUAUUGGUGCUGGAACUGUAUUGUAUUGUAAGAUUAAUCUGUCUGACAAAUUAAACUGAAAGUACAGUUUGCACUUGUUAUGACUAUGAAAUUAAGAUAAGAAACAAAUGAAUAAAGGUAUAUGUUCAAAAGAACCUGUUGAAAUGUCCAAGUUUGUUGUAUUUGUAAUAAUUUUAGUGCCUUUAUGCUGUCAUUUUGAAGUAGUAAUUGGCUUUUCUAACUUUGAAUGCAAUUCAUACAUAGCAUUUAUGAAAAUGUUAGUUGCUACGCAAAUCCAUAGAAGUUAUUUUUAAUAUACAUGCAAACAUUUUGCUUUUGUAACAAGGAUAUCAGACGUAUUAGAUAUAAAAUGCAUAUUACCACUUUGUAACAGGCCUUGAUGCAACAUGCAUUUUUUGAAAUUUACUCAAGUUCAAAAUGCAAGUGCAGUUUAGAGGUCUGAUUUUGAUGUUCCUACUUUCAUUCAGAUUUAAUUGUAUUUUGUGCAUACAUUCUUACUCUGCAAUGCCCUAGUGAUUUAAGAAUUACUUACAAUCACAUGGAGGCCUUAGAUAUGAAGCUUUUAUCAUCACUGUUAUGAAAGAUAUACCCAAGAUCAUAGAACAGACACCGAAAAUGUAGAUAAAUACAUAACAAACUUUU